Messenger RNA from Canariomyces notabilis, 440 nucleotides. RefSeq lists its product as uncharacterized. Bases 81 to 257 code for a protein of 58 amino acids. The transcript has a single exon. The record is from RefSeq and is a predicted model, not a curated record. NCBI's taxonomy places the organism in Eukaryota, Fungi, Ascomycota, Sordariomycetes, Sordariales, Chaetomiaceae.
CCGCUCAACUGCAUGUGCGAAUUGCGACUGCAGUGGCUGAAAACCGAACGACAGCAUCGAAAUACCGCUCUCAUCUAACAAUGCAAACAGGCAGAAGCUCGGCAAGAUUCGGAGGGCAAACCCAAACCGAUCGAGAAAAACGGUCUUAUUAUUGUUGUGCAGCUGCCAGCAUGGGAUGCAAGGAUGAGGCUGCAAUUGAUCAUGGCGCCUUCUCGAACCUCGAUCCAUCCCCAGUUCUCAAGGUGCCCCUUAUUUAAAGAGGAACCGACCAUGACCCUCAUCAAUAGCCAUUCCAAGUUUUCGAUAACGUUAGUAAUUGCCUUCCCAUCGCAAGCCCCUGGGUUUUUAGUGUGUGGAUUACUGCAUUGCCUAUAAGCUAUACUUCUUGACUCAGUCACGGAUCAAAGGCUGCAGGGUGGAUGCGUCUGGCUUCUGGGUAU